Molecule: messenger RNA, 626 nt
Organism: Hyaloscypha bicolor E
Lineage: Eukaryota; Fungi; Ascomycota; Leotiomycetes; Helotiales; Hyaloscyphaceae
Product: putative 40S ribosomal protein S24-B
Exons: 3
Coding region: 110-520 (136 amino acids)
Biological process (GO): translation
Cellular component (GO): ribosome
Molecular function (GO): structural constituent of ribosome
Source: RefSeq, a predicted model, not a curated record
CAAACUUUCCGCGAGUCUUCAAUCGACAGCGACCUCCACUGACAACCACCCCUCGAUAUCUGUCUCGAUACUCUCGCAGGCAGAACUAUCGACUCUUGAAUCCGCAAAGAUGGCGGACCGAGAACAACCCGUUACGCUGCGAACUCGCAAAUUCAUCCGCAAUCCUCUUCUCGGCCGCAAGCAAAUGGUCGUUGACAUCCUUCACCCAAAUCGUGCCAACAUCUCCAAGGAUGAACUCCGAGCCAAGCUCGCCGAAAUGUACAAGGCCAACAAGGACCAAGUCAAUGUUUUCGGUCUGCAAACACAAUACGGCGGUGGAAAGACAACUGGUUUCGCGCUCGUCUACGAUUCGCCAGAAGCCUUGAAGAAGUUUGAGCCCCAUUAUCGUCUUGUCAGAGUAGGAUUCGCGUCAAAGAUCGAGAAGCCCAGCAGACAGCAGCGCAAGCAACGCAAGAACCGACAAAAGACUCUCCGAGGUACGGCGAAGGUCAAGGGUGCGGCCAAGAAGAAGGAGAAAUAGACGACUCGCCUUUUCCUGGUGUUGCAGACGGAGGCAAAUUGGUGUUGCGGGAAUGGGCUUUGUGUUUGUACGCAUGCAUUCGCAUUGGCUCUGCAUAUGGUGCUUC